Messenger RNA from Solanum tuberosum (potato), 2124 nucleotides. Its product is annotated as protein NRT1/ PTR FAMILY 1.2-like. The transcript is spliced from 3 exons. Lineage: Eukaryota; Viridiplantae; Streptophyta; Magnoliopsida; Solanales; Solanaceae. Gene Ontology annotation, biological process: transmembrane transport; oligopeptide transport. Bases 162 to 2015 code for a protein of 617 amino acids. Gene Ontology annotation, molecular function: transmembrane transporter activity. The record is from RefSeq and is a predicted model, not a curated record. Gene Ontology annotation, cellular component: membrane.
AAGUAUGUGAUAAUUAAUCAUCAUGCCUUUUUCUUGCACUUGCUAAAAAGCAGCUGCAUCUCCUUCCCAUCAUACUUGUUUGACUGUAGAUCCACUUUUCAAUUUUUUCAUCUUUUUAAUCAGCUUUUUUAUCUGCUUACAAACCUUCAGUAAGUGAAGCGAUGGAGCAAGAGAUGGCGGAGUAUCUUCCUUUAGAUCGAGGAUCUAAAACGGAGGAUUCAGAGAAGCAAACUUCUUCACAUUCUUCUCCGAUUCCAAUUAAAAGUAGAAAAAAGGGUGGAUUUAUUACCAUGCCUUUUAUCAUAGCAAAUGAGGCACUGGAGAGUGUGGCGAGCUAUGGACUUUUACCAAAUAUGACAAAUUAUCUGAUGGGACAAUACAGGAUGGGGUUUACUACUGCUCAAAAUCUUCUGUUUUUCUGGUCAGCUACUACCAAUUUUUUGCCUAUUGUUGGAGCUGUUGUUGCUGAUUCAUAUUUAGGUCGAUUCCUUACUAUUGGCCUUGGUUCCAUCUUCAGUUUCCUGGGAUCAACAGUGUUGUGGUUAACAGCAAUGAUUCCGAAAGCCAGGCCUCCGCCUUGCAAUCAAACAGGACAGGCUUGUAAUUCUACAACGGGACCACAAUACAUGCUCUUGGUUUUCUCGUUUCUGCUCUUGUCAAUUGGUGCUGGAGGUAUAAGACCAUGUUCUUUAGCCUUUGGUGCAAACCAGUUUGACAAGGGAGGUAGCGAUCCCAACAAACAGACAGUGUUGGAGAGCUUCUUUGCCUGGUAUUAUACUUCAUCUGUAGUCUCUGUUCUGAUUGCCCUAACGGGUAUCGUUUACCUUCAAGACAGACUUGGGUGGAAAAUAGGUUUUGGAGUUCCUGCAAUUCUCAUGUUCUUAUCCGCGUUGUUUUUCUUCCUUGCUUCUCCGUUUUAUAUCAAGCCAAAGGUUCGCUCAAAUGUGUUUGCCAGCUUUAUACGAGUAAUUGUGGUUGCCUUCAAGAAUAGGAAACUACAUUACCCCAAUCAGAACUCUGAUUAUCAUCACAAGAAUGGUUCAGGACCUCAAGUGCCAACGGAGAAAUUGAGAUUCUUAAACAAAGCUUGCAUCAUUAAAAGCCCUGAAGAUGUUAAUCCAAACGGAGUUGCAGCCAAUCCAUGGAACCUUUGCACAGUGGAGCAAGUUGAGGAGCUAAAAGCCCUCGUUAGAAUCGUGCCAUUGUGGUCAACAGGGAUCAUGAUAUCAAUAAACUUGAGCCAAAGUUCAUUCCCACUACUACAAGCUCAAUCCAUGAAUAGACAUCUAACUAAAGGAUUCCAAAUUCCAGCAGGGUCAUUCGGGAUGUUUUUGAUGAUUGCAUUAACAAUUUGGGUAUUACUGUAUGACCGCGUGAUGCUUCCAUUGGCAUCAAAGAUCAAAGGAAGACCAGUUCGUCUAAAACCUAUAGUCAGAAUGGGACUUGGUAUAUUCGUGUCUUGCAUGUCCAUGGUAGUCUCUGGUAUUAUCGAAAAUAUUCGACGAAGAAGAGCAAUCAGUGAAGGGCUGUUGAACAACUCGCAGGGGUUGGUGGAGAUGUCAGCAAUGUGGCUCAUUAUACCAAACAGUUUAAACGGUAUAGCAGAGGCGUUGAACGCGAUUGGCGCCACAGAGUUCUAUUAUUCAGAGCUCCCAAAGAGUAUGUCAAGUAUUGCAUCAGCUCUUUUAGGACUGGGAAUGGCAGUUGCAAAUCUUUUAGCAAGUGUUGUUUUGAGUGCUGUGGAUAAGUACACGAAAGGAGAAGGGAAAGAAAGUUGGAUUUCAAGCAAUAUCAACAGGGGACACUAUGAGUAUUACUACUGGCUUCUUGCUCUAAUGACAGGUUUUAAUCUGCUUUAUUUUGUGGUUUGUUGCUGGCAAUAUGGACCUUCUGUUGAUGUUGACAUCACUAUGAGAAUGAUGGAACCUAGCGACGAUGAAGAUGACGAUGACGAUGAAGAUAAAGAUGAUUUGCCUAAGAAGAAUAAAUCUACACCUGACUUGAAUUCCUGCUAGGCUAUUCUCUUAUUACAUUGUUGAUACAUAGUACUAGUAUUUAUACAGAAUUGCUAUUACAUUUUUAGCUACUACUAGUAUAGUAUAUUAUAUAGUCCACUUUCCCUAA